Messenger RNA from Numida meleagris (helmeted guineafowl), 4680 nucleotides. RefSeq names its product protein kinase AMP-activated catalytic subunit alpha 2 (gene PRKAA2). The transcript is spliced from 9 exons. Gene Ontology annotation, cellular component: cytoplasm. Lineage: Eukaryota; Metazoa; Chordata; Aves; Galliformes; Numididae. Bases 178 to 1836 code for a protein of 552 amino acids. Gene Ontology annotation, biological process: protein phosphorylation; intracellular signal transduction. Gene Ontology annotation, molecular function: ATP binding; AMP-activated protein kinase activity. The record is from RefSeq and is a predicted model, not a curated record.
AACUGCCCCCAGCCCCGGGGCGCGCCCUUCCCCGCCUCCGUGCACCCUGCACGGCCCUGCCCGCCGCUCCCCGUUGCGCACGCCCGAUCCGAGCCGUGCCGUGCCGAGCCGAGCCGAGCCGAGCCGUGCCGUACCGUGCCGGCCCUGCGCAUUGUGGUCCUCCGGCGGGGGGCGAAGAUGGCCGAGAAGCAGCAGAAGCACGACGGGAGGGUGAAGAUCGGCCACUACGUGCUGGGGGACACGCUGGGGGUCGGCACCUUCGGCAAAGUCAAGGUUGGCGAACACCAGCUGACGGGGCACAAAGUAGCAGUAAAAAUCCUAAACAGACAGAAAAUACGCAGCCUGGACGUGGUUGGAAAGAUCAAACGAGAAAUUCAAAACCUGAAACUCUUCCGGCACCCUCAUAUUAUCAAACUGUACCAGGUCAUCAGCACGCCAACGGACUUCUUCAUGGUCAUGGAAUAUGUAUCCGGCGGUGAAUUAUUUGAUUACAUCUGUAAGCACGGACGUGUUGAGGAGGCGGAGGCUCGACGCCUUUUCCAGCAGAUUCUCUCCGCGGUGGAUUAUUGUCACAGACACAUGGUUGUCCACAGGGACCUGAAACCAGAGAACGUGCUGCUGGAUGCACACAUGAAUGCGAAGAUAGCCGAUUUUGGAUUGUCCAACAUGAUGUCUGAUGGUGAAUUUCUACGCACCAGCUGCGGGUCUCCAAAUUAUGCAGCCCCAGAAGUCAUCUCUGGAAGGCUGUACGCCGGGCCAGAGGUGGACAUCUGGAGCUGCGGUGUCAUCCUCUACGCCCUCCUCUGUGGCACUCUGCCCUUCGACGAUGACCAUGUGCCCACCCUCUUCAAGAAGAUCCGGGGAGGUGUGUUCUACAUCCCCGAGUACCUCAACCGCUCCGUUGCCACUUUGCUCAUGCACAUGCUGCAGGUUGACCCUCUCAAACGAGCAACCAUCAAGGACAUCAGGGAACACGAGUGGUUUAAGGAGGAGCUGCCCAGCUACCUCUUCCCAGAGGACCCUUCCUAUGAUGCCACCGUCAUCGACGACGACGCGGUUCGGGAGGUCUGCGAGAAGUUUGAGUGCACCGAGUCAGAAGUGAUGAACAGUCUGUACAGCGGCGACCCCCAGGACCAACUAGCGGUCGCCUACCACCUUGUCAUCGACAACCGGAGGAUCAUGAACCAGGCCAGCGAGUUCUACCUGGCCUCCAGCCCCCCAACCGGCUCCUUCAUGGAUGACACCAUGCACAUCCCUCCCGGUGUGAAGCCGCACCCUGAGCGGAUGCCGCCCUUGAUAGCGGACAGCCCCAAGUCACGCUGCCCUUUGGAUGCACUCAACACCACGAAGCCCAAACCUCUGACUGUCAAAAAGGCCAAGUGGCACCUGGGGAUCCGCAGCCAGAGCAAGCCCUACGACAUUAUGGCCGAGGUGUACCGAGCUAUGAAGCAGUUGGAUUUCGAGUGGAAGGUGGUGAACUCCUACCACCUCAGAGUGCGUCGGAAGAACCCGGUGACGGGCAAUUACGUGAAAAUGAGUCUGCAACUGUACCAGGUGGACAACCGCAGCUACCUCCUGGACUUCAAAAGCAUUGAUGACGAGGUGAUGGAGCAGAGGUCCGGCUCAUCAACCCCGCAGCGCUCGUGUUCAGCCGCUGGCUUGCACCGGCCGAGACUGAGCAUCGAUGCCGCAGCAGCCGCUGAGUGUCAGUCACUUAUGGGGUCCCUGAGUGGCUCCUUCGUGGGCAGCAUCUCCUCUGUGCCCCCGCGCCUGGGCAGCCACACCAUGGACUUCUUUGAGAUGUGUGCCAGCCUGAUCAUGGCUCUGGCUCGCUGAGCCGGGCACCGGACUCCCAGCACAUGGCAUCGCACUGUGAGGACCGGCUCCAACCUGGCCGUUCUGUUGUUCUUCUGCUUCCUUCCUUCUCCUCACCACUGCACAGCCUGCGGCGCAGAGCCAGUUCCUCUGAUAAAAGAUCCCAAGUGCACUCAAAGGACCCUGCCCCUCAAACAAGGCAUCGAAGAAAUCAGGAAUGACUUCAUUUCACUCGUUAGACCAGAGUGAAAUAGACACGAGCUUUUUUAUCCUAGUGAACCCAGUGGAAUACGUGGGCAUGGUUGUAAAGUAGCAAACAUAUCAUUGACUUUCGGUAGACAUCUCCCUCCCGUCUGAUCCUGAAUUCACAGAGCCACGGCCAAACAUUUCUUUCUACAGCACAUAUUGGUUCAGGUUGUACCUCCCAUACUGCUUGGAGCAGGGGGAGGACAGGGCUGAACCUCUGGCAAUGCUUUCAUCCUAAAACAAGCAGCUGCUGCAUGUGCCAUCCCACCCUCUGUUCUUUUUCCCCUACUAAAGAAGGGUGAGGGGUGGCGUGUGCAAAACUCCCAUUGCAGACAUGGGUCAGGGUUGCUGAUUCCCCCAGAUCCGGCUCUCUGCAUCACGGCUUUGGAGCACUUACCUACCAAGUUUCCUGUAGGAAGAUUUUGCCCAUUGUCUCUACCCCAAAAUCUCUGCCAAAGCUGCCUGCCUUCACCUGCCAAGGAUCUGAGAAUGAAGAGCUCUGCUGUCCUGAUGUGGAACGGGUUGGGACCUCGCUGCGCCGUGGAGAAGGCAGGGAUAUCACGAGCAUUUCACUGUUUUUCUGCUACUGGCUGUCUGAAGGAUAGGGUUUUAUAUUUUAAGACAAACUACAAGGAUUUUUCAGGUUCAAAUUCUUGUUAUUCAAGGGUAAACUCUAGUGCAUGUGUGACGAUUUCUUUGUUUAGAAGAAUUAUUACUUCUCAUUGCGUAGGCUUAAUCUAAUGGACAGCGUUGGCAUCUGCUUGGCUUUGCUAUGGUAUUUAAUUCCAUUUACUUGAUUGCAAAGGAACUUAAUAGUCUGAUCAGUCAAGGAACAAAUGCUUUAUGAAAACUUUGCCAAAAAAAAUCCUGGGAGGGUUAUUUUCUUCCUUUUUUGGUUUUGUUUUAAGAAACAAAACAAAGGAGAACAUUAGCAACGUUGCUGGUCCCAGGUAUGCAGUCAUCCAACUUUAAAAACAACCCUGAACCCAUCAUUUUGAUAGCUUAUGUCCCUGGAUGUUUUUUGCUAGGAAUUGUUUCUUUUUUUUUGUACAGUUGCACUUUAAUUUAUACUUUCUGAAAGUUUCUAUUUGCAGCAAGGAGGAGAAUGACACAUUCAACCUUUUGUACUAAUCGUUUUAGGUACCGAAGACAAAUACGGGAUAUUUUUGCCAUCUACUGGCAGAUAAGUGGACAUUUUUCAGCUCGAAGUCCCCUUUUUUAAGAACACAAACUUGCCUUACUUUUGUUACAGAUGACACUUUGAUUCUCACUAGUGUGAAUUUCCAGCUCCAGUUUUAUCAGAAGCCGCACAAAGUAGAAGCCUGCCAAAAAAACAUCAGUUUUGCUGUUCAGCUCUUAUAUGCAGAAUCCAACACGGCAGUGUUGGGAUUACAAACAGCAGAACGAUCUUGUUUUUAAAGGAAACACUGGAAAUCUUUGUAUUAAUUCUAGGUUUUGUAAUGAGUUUUUAUUCUAUGAUCAUUAUGAAAUAAAUACUGUCGGGUGGAGGACAGCUUUGGCAGUGUACCUAGUGGGCAUCAGGCAACGUGCAUCUCCAGUGCUCCAGCAGGAGCAAAAAUGGAGAAUCCAGACUCUUGCAUACAAAAGAACCACGUAGAACCAAAUCUGAGCAGUGUCCAGCUCCUUAGCAGCUUCUGGAUCAGUGCUGAGAUGACAGCCCAGCCAGGCAAGCAGCAUGGGAUGCUUUGGGUGCUGGAGAUCAGCCCCUUUGGAAAGGAGCAGGAGAGGGUGUCUGAGUGGCCAGGGGAACAGUCAGGAAUUCCCAUCUAGGAAAUAGUUAGAGUACCCCUGCUGUGAAGUGUGUUUGAGUGUAAAAGGCUGUUUAAGUCACCACUUGUAAUUUAGCAUCUUGCCAAGGCGCUUGUCCUGGAAACAAGUGUGGCCCAGCUGAUUGUGUGUUUGUGUGUUAGAUGUAAUCUGCAGUUCAGGAGCACGUAGAUGUACGGAUGUCUUGCCUUAAAAUUACCCUUGUCCUCCCCAGCAGGACUAGUGGUGUUCAACAGCAGCACAUCCCCCCAGGAAGGAAUAUUUUCUUCCUGAAUGCAGGUGGGAUUUCUGAGUAGAGGAGAAGACCUUGGGGCACUUUUCAUCUUAGAAUCGUAGAAUCACCGAGGUUGGAAAAGACCUGCAAGAUCAUCUAGUCCAACAAUCCACCUACCACCAAUAUUUCCUCACUAAACCAUGCCCCUUAGUACAACAUCUAAACGCUUCCUGAACACAAGAAAUGGGUCUUCUCAGACCCGUACAAACACUAAUGUAUGGAUUUGCAAAACCCAUCCUGCCAAGGCAACAAGAGUGCCUCAGGAUUCCGGACAAAUGCCGCCAGAGGCAUUGCUGCAAGGAGUCAGGCCAUGCCAAGUGGUCACUAUGUGCUCCUGCCCAGGACCUCCUCGGUGAACAGCUCAGAUUAAGCUGUCCAUGAAACAGCCCUCCCCGUGGUCACUCCGUGUUUUGAGAUGGUCGGAGAAGUUUCACUGUUUUAAUUUUUAUUUUUAUAUUUUACCUCGGAAUAGGCUGUUUUCUGGUUCCUGGCUGCUACGAAGCUAUUGACCUCCAGUUACGCUUUUUGGAGUAAAAAGUUUCAUUUGUACACUGUUA